Messenger RNA from Calliphora vicina (urban bluebottle blowfly), 2416 nucleotides. RefSeq names its product JIL-1 anchoring and stabilizing protein (gene Jasper). NCBI's taxonomy places the organism in Eukaryota, Metazoa, Arthropoda, Insecta, Diptera, Calliphoridae. The record is from RefSeq and is a predicted model, not a curated record. The coding region runs from base 141 to 1847 and encodes 568 amino acids. The transcript is spliced from 2 exons.
UUAUAAUACACUUUGCGCCGCAUUUUGUACGCUACGUAAAGUGAAAAGAAAUUUCGUACAAGAAAAAAGACUCGAAAUUUCAACAAAAUUUUAUAAAUCAAUUAUUAUUUUAAUUGUAAAUCCAACAGACAAAGCAAAAAAUGGUCAAAGAGAAGAAACAAUUUAAUAUUGGCGAUUUGGUUUUUGCCAAAGUUAAGGGGUAUCCAGCAUGGCCGGCCAAAAUUACAAAGUACAACAACAAAAAAUAUAAUGUAUACUUUUAUGGAACUGGUGAGACAGCCAACAUUAAGGUGGAGGAUCUUUUCCACUACACCGAAAACAAAGAAAAAUUUGCCACGGACAAGAACAUGAAACGAAACAAUUUCCGUGAAGCCAUUGAUCAAAUAGAGGCGGCUUCCAAUGGCGAAGAUUCGGCGCCUAUUGAUUUACCAACCGUGGCGGCUGAAGGUGUUGUUGCUGAUGUUUCACAAGCAGAAGAGGCCUUGGAAAAUACUAUGGAUGAAAGUGCCAUUAAUAAUACGACAGUAGAUGAUUCGCAAAUAAUGGAAGCCGUAAAGGAACAGGAAGAAGUGGUCGAGAAGAAGCUGAAAGAAGUGAAAGUGGAAAAGGAGGAGAAGAAUGAAGCGGAUGUCGCAUCUACUACCAUUGUUACUGACGCUGGUGAACCCGUGAGUCGAAGUGGACGUAAAAUUAAAGUGAAACGUUACAUAGAUGACGUUGGAGAUUCAUCGAAUUCGAUGAAUGCUCCACCAGCUAAGAAAAAAGUUUCACCAGAAGGAAUUUCCACUCCUGAUCCUAAACCAAAAGCAGCUAAGAAAACCUCUAGCAAUGCCAAUGCUAAACCGAUGGCUACCGUUACACCCACUGUCAAGUCGUCCAAUAAAUCGGAAGUUCAAAACAAUCUUCUGUUGGCCUUUAUACCACCAGCCAAAUGUAUUGGCAUUAAAUUGGAUUAUCAGAAGCCAGCAAUGUUUGAUUCGCCCGAAGCCAAACGUUUGUGGGAAGAGGAAGCUCUCAAAGAGGCAGAAGAACUUAAAGCAAAGCUUGAAAUGGGUUCAAUAAAAAUCGAUUCAGUUAGGGAGCGUAUCGUUAUCAAUCCUUCGCGAUCGAAAAUACACCGUGAAGCAAAAGAUCGUUUCACCAGUGAAAUGAUUGAACAGGAAGAUGCUCUAUUGGUCGAACGAGACUUUAUACAACUCUCGCAACAGCUGAGAGAGUGUUUGGGCUUGAAACGGGCCGAUGUCGAUCGUUGUUUGGAUAUACUGAAGCAAUAUAAAGAAUUUCAAUUAACCAAGUUGAUGCUUUUACGUAAUCCCGACUGUGUUGAUAGUAUACGCCGUCUCCGGCGUUAUAUUGGUAAUUUGAAGCAAUGGAAACUAACGGAAGAGGAGGAAAAUGUUUUUAAAGCUAAAGCAGAAAUCAUACGUUACGAAGCAGUAUUGAUUUAUAAUAAUUUCAAGAAAAUAUUUGGUCCCAACACUUCCACUCACUUUUGGGAGGAAUUUUGCAAUCAAGUUCAGGCAUACAAGGAGAAUACCAAGCAUAUAAAUGAUCAAAAUCGCUUGAUACUAACUGAAAAGAUAUACAAAGCCUUGUCUAAUAAAUACACAAAAUCCAAUAAGUCAGACAACAAUGUUGAAUCUGAUGGUAAAUCUGUAAAGGAAGAAGUCGCCAAAGAAAGUGGCGCUGAGGACGAAGAUAAAACCGAUAAACCAGUUGAAAAAGUGGAAACUGCUAAAGCAAUGGAAACUGAUGAAGUGACAGAAGAGCAAGAACCAGCAGCAUUAGAUGAGGAAACAGCAGUUGACAAUCCCACAAACACUGAAAUAGCCGUGGAGGCCAAUUAGGCUGGCAUAUAUGUUAAUUUUAAAAUAUUUAGUAAUUAGUUGUAAACAACAAUAGGGUUUUACUACUUUUACAUAUAACAUACACACUUUUAUUAUUUCUCCUUUUUUUAAUUUGAAUUCAUAAUAGUUUUUCUUUACAUUCAUUUUUACCUAUUUUGUUUAAAACGACGUAAAUAAUUUGUCAACUCUACUACCCAUUUAUUGUAAGUUAUUUUAGAAGUUUAAUACUGAUAUUUAACGUUUUUUCCAAAAAAAAAAAUCAAUUUACGCUAAUAAUAACGUAACACUCAAUAACGACAACUUUUUUUAUAAUUUUAACUAUUACUUUCUCCAUGAGAAUGUGUGUUCUUUUUUUUGUUUAAAGAAAAUAAUUAGUUAUCAUUUGUUUAAGAACUUUUUAAAACACACAUCAGUGUGACGCCGAUAUAAUUAAUGUUUAAACGUUUACAAUCAAUCAUAAAACAUUGUUUAUAUAAGAGAAUUUCAAUAUUAAUAUACGAUUACAUAUACAAUACAUAUAUUUAAACAAAAAUCCUAUGAAAAUAAAUAUAACAAUAAAAAUACAUAAA